UUUGGGUUUUGGCUUCUAAUUCUUGUAAAUUCAUAACCUGUAUCAUUCUAAAGCUCUCUAGCAUUUCCCAAUCAAAAGUCACCUUCGCCACCAAACCCCUUCCCUUCAUCCUCCUUCCUCUGCUCAAUACCAGAUCCAAUCUAUCCUCUCCCCCUUUUCCCAUCUCCAAUUUCGACUCUUUAUCGCCCUAAUUUCCGGAUACACCACCUCUCGGAAACCCUAAUUGUGUACUAAACCCACAAUUCGAUAAUACCCAGUUUAAUUCUCCUUUCAAGAAAUCUCAGAUUAUCAAAAUCUAUACUACCCAUUUGCCUUUUGUUGAUGGGCACAAUCAGAGCUAGCACCGGAGACCUUACCGCUUCCACCUCUCGCACUGAGACAAUAAAUGGAUCUCACGAGUUCAAAAUCGGCGGCUACUCUCUAUCGAAGGGCAUCGGAAUUGGAAAGUACACAGCAUCGGAUACGUUCAUAGUUGGUGGGUACGCGUGGGCAAUCUACUUUUAUCCUGAUGGAAAGAGCCCUGAAGAUAACGCUGCCUAUGUGUCCUUAUUUAUAGCCCUCGCAAGCGAAGGCACUGACGUGAGGGCAUUGUUUGAGCUCUCGCUGAUGGAUCAGAGUGGAAAAGAAAACCAUAAGGUUCAUAGCCAUUUCGGGAGAGCUCUUGAGAGUGGGCCUUACACACUGAAAUAUCGCGGCAGUAUGUGGGGCUAUAAACGAUUUUUCAAAAGAACUCAACUAGAGACAUCAGAUUAUCUCAAAGAUGAUACCUUGGUAAUUCGCUGUUGUGUUGGUGUAGUUAAAUCCCAGACUGAGGGACCAAAGACCUAUGCCAUUGCAGUGCCACCCUCUGAUAUCGGUCAUCAUUUUGGAAGGAUUUUAGAAAGUGGAAGGGGAACUGAUGUAAAUUUUGAAGUUGAUGGAGAAGUAUAUGCUGCUCACAAGGUGGUUCUUGCAGCACGCUCGCCUGUGUUCAGGGCACAACUUUUUGGUCCAAUGAAGGAUCAAAACACUCGAUGCAUAAAAGUUGAAGACAUGGAAGCGCCUGUUUUUAAGGCAUUGCUCCAUUUUAUUUACUGGGAUGCCCUGCCAGAUGUGGAAGAACUUGUUGGCCUGAACUCUAAGUGGGCUUCUACCCUGAUGGCUCAGCAUCUGCUUGCAGCAGCAGACCGUUAUGCACUUGAGAGGCUCAGAUUGCUCUGUGAGGCUAAACUGUGUGAAGAUAUUGCUAUAAACACUGUUGCAACAACACUUGCCUUGGCAGAGCAGCAUCAGUGUCUCCAACUAAAAGCUGUCUGUCUCAAAUUUAUUGCACUGCCUGAAAAUUUGAAAGCUGUGAUGCAGACGGAUGGAUUUGAAUAUUUAAAGGAAAGUUGUCCUUCUGUCAUCACAGAACUUCUACAAUAUGUGGCUAGAAUUGGUGAGCGUUCUGCCAUCUGUUGUGGCCAUGAAAUUGAAAGCUUGGAUGGUGAUGUGAAUGGAAGGCGGGUGAAGCAAAGGUUACAUUGAUUUAGGAAUAACAUAUAGCUCACCAUUUGGACAAAACUGAAGCUUGUUAGGCUUAGAAAUUUUUGAGAUUGUACUAACAGUUGACUAUUUAAUAGAAAUUCAGUGGUAGCGGCUAUUCAGAAUC
Molecule: messenger RNA, 1630 nt
Organism: Hevea brasiliensis (rubber tree)
Lineage: Eukaryota; Viridiplantae; Streptophyta; Magnoliopsida; Malpighiales; Euphorbiaceae
Product: BTB/POZ and MATH domain-containing protein 2
Exons: 4
Coding region: 322-1506 (394 amino acids)
Biological process (GO): protein ubiquitination
Molecular function (GO): protein binding
Source: RefSeq, a predicted model, not a curated record